This is a messenger RNA of Saprolegnia parasitica CBS 223.65, 1699 nucleotides long. RefSeq lists its product as hypothetical. The coding region runs from base 1 to 1635 and encodes 544 amino acids. The record is from RefSeq and is a predicted model, not a curated record. Gene Ontology annotation, molecular function: manganese ion transmembrane transporter activity; cadmium ion transmembrane transporter activity. Gene Ontology annotation, cellular component: membrane. NCBI's taxonomy places the organism in Eukaryota, Oomycota, Saprolegniomycetes, Saprolegniales, Saprolegniaceae. Gene Ontology annotation, biological process: metal ion transport. The transcript is spliced from 6 exons.
AUGGCCACCGAGGUGUCCCCGCUGCUGACGCAGCCCAAGGCGCACGGCUCGCACGUGAGCCUCGUCGAGUGGGCCGAGGUCGAGAGCCUCACGCGACCCGAGGUUGAAGCGCCCGACGAGGAAGAGACGACGUCGACCUGCUGUGGCCUGCGCCUGCCCUUUAGCUGGCGCACGCUCUGGGCGUACGCCGGUCCAGGCUGGCUCAUGAGCAUUGCGUACGUGGACCCUGGCAACCUCGAGUCGGAUCUGCAAGCCGGCGCAUAUGGCGGCUACGAGCUCAUCUGGGUGCUCUUUGGCGCGACCGUCAUGGGCUUCUUCCUCCAGACGCUGUCCGCGCGCCUCGGCGUCGUCACGGGCAAGAACCUCGCCGAGGUUUGCUACGCCAUGUACCCGCGCUGGGCGUCGUACAUUCUCUGGGUCAUGACAGAGAUUGCGAUCGUCGGCAGUGACAUCCAAGAGGUCCUCGGAUCCGCGAUCGCGCUCCAGCUGCUCUUUCAACUGCCGCUCUGGGUCGGUUGCCUCAUCACGGGCGUUGACACACUGACCUUUCUCUCGCUGCAUCAGUUUGGCAUCCGCAAGCUCGAAGCGUUCUUCGUCGCACUCAUUGCCGUCAUGCUCGCGUGCUUUUGCAUGAACCUCGCCCAAGGCGGCGUGGAUCCGAUCCCGGUUCUCGACGGCUUUCUGCCGCGGCCGCCGUCGCGCUAUGCCACGACGCAGGCAGUUGGUAUCCUCGGCGCCGUCAUCAUGCCCCACAACUUUUAUCUGCACUCGGGUCUCGUCCAGUCGCGCGCUGUGGAUCGAACCAACGCCCGCAAGGUCCGCGAAGCCAACAAAUACUUUACGAUCGAGUCGGCGGUCGCACUGUUCGUGUCGUUUCUGAUCAACCUCGCGGUCAUGUGCGUGUUUGCCAAAGGCUUCUUCUCGCCCGACUGUCUCCAGUCGUUCGAGACACACGGCGUCAACACGGCGUGUGUUCCGCUCAACACGUCGACGACCGAAUCGUACGGGUCGUGCCAGCUCAUGGAAGGCUCGCGGGCCAUGGGCGUGUGCCAAGAAAUUGGGCUCUCGGGCGCUGGCCUCGCCCUCCGCGGUGUUCUCGACGAGUACUCGGAGACGAUCUGGGCGAUUGGCCUCCUCGCUGCCGGCCAGAGCUCGACCAUGGCCGGCACGUACGCGGGUCAGUUUGUCAUGGAAGGUUUUCUCCGGAUCCAGUUGGCGCCGUGGAAGCGUGUGGCGCUGACGCGCGCGGUGGCGCUCGUGCCGGCCCUCGCUGUUGCGAUCUGGUCCGACACGCAACCGGGGGCCAGUGAUACGAUUGGCGAGAUGCUCAACGUGCUGCAGUCGAUCCAGCUGCCGUUUGCACUGCUGCCCAUCUUGCAUUUCACGAGCCACGUGGGUUUAAUGGGCGCCUUCGUCAACUCGACAACGACCAAAGCCGCGGGCUGGGCCGUCGCGCUCCUCGUCUGUCUCGUCAACCUCUACCUCGUCGUGCAAAAGGUUGAUGUGAGCGAGAUGGGCCCAGCGUCCCUUCUCGCGUUCUUCUCGGCGGGUACGGGCUACGUGGCUUUUCUUGCGUACCUCGUGCACAUGGAGCUCCAGCAGUAUGCCUGGUACAUCUGGACGCGCAAGAACUAGAGCUUUCGAUAGACUAGUGUCGAACCAGACAAAUCGCACUAAUGCACAUUUGCUGCGAGGCUCC